Venustampulla echinocandica is the source of this 1851-nucleotide messenger RNA. RefSeq lists its product as uncharacterized. The transcript has a single exon. Lineage: Eukaryota; Fungi; Ascomycota; Leotiomycetes; Helotiales; Pleuroascaceae. The coding region runs from base 1 to 1851 and encodes 616 amino acids. The record is from RefSeq and is a predicted model, not a curated record.
AUGGCGGGCUUGUAUUUGUGGAAAUGGACACACGAUGGUGCGGGAGCAAAUAAGGCAACAGGGACAGAGGCUACUACAAAGUCAUCGAUGGCGACAGCAUCAACGGAGUCGAGCACUGAAGCGAACCAGACCGGCUCGGUUGAGGCAGACGAAGUCGAGAGUAUGCCACACGGUUUGGAGCUGAACUCUACGAAUCUAGAGACGGGCUGGGAGCCUAUUCAUCAACCGCGGGUCGGGCAGUUUGGGGACCAGCAAAAGCAACAGCAACAACAUCACCAAUUCAACAACCCCAAGACAGAGAGAGAUGUCGAAGCGGUGAAAGCGACGAGAGAACCGGGACCACCACUGCCAACGCCACCAGCAGCCGGCCAACACCUGCAGCAACCACCAUCGCCAAGGACUCAUAUGAUCGCCUUGCAGGAAGGCAAUCCGCAUGGUCGUCCGGCGCUGUCCUCUCUCGCAGGGCCAUUGGAGCGAUAUUUGGCUCAAGAUGACAUGAACGACACAGAGUACGAUGCUGCCCGGAUAGAACAGGACAGGAGGAGACUGCGAGCUUUCCGGCCCAGCGUCUUUAGGAAAAGGGCGCAGGUUCAAGCGAAGCGUAAGGAGCUCCGAGAAAAGGCAGAGGCUAAGACUUUGGCAGAACAAUCGUUCAUGAAGUUUGUGAGAGAGAAUAUUGUUGUUCCCGCAUCCCUCUCACCCAGCCCCGUUCCGACGUCUAAAAGCCCAGUCCGAGGCCUAGAGUAUUACUAUGGGAAGCUCCAGGCUAGUCAAGACGAGUAUGGCCCAUCAGAAUAUGAGUGUUAUAAACUCGAGGAGUCCCUUGACGACCUGGAAUUUGAGCUGGCUCAAAUUGAGGGUCGUUUGUACAACUACCCACCCGAGGAUUUCGGAGCACCUGGUUCUAAAAGCGCCCUACCCCCUCAAAGCAAGAGCUCGCCAUCCAGUAUAUCUAUCCUGGACUUCUCUUUUGGAGACCCGCAAGAUUACCACCCUCUUCACGCCAGCUAUCUCGAACGACUCGGCGAUCUAGAUCUGGCUAGGGAGAGAUAUAACAACACAAGGCACGAGCGAGAGAGUCUGGUUUUGGAGCAAGAGUUGAAAGCACGCGUCGGCCUUGAGUUUGACGAAGACUUAAAAAGAUUUCUGGCAGAGCUACCUCUUCGGGAGGCCGCUCUGCAAACCGAGAUAGCUGGGAUUGAGGCAAAUAUUGAUCGGUUGAGAGUCCAAUGUCUCGACGAAGGCAUCGAUGUUGACGAACCCAACAAUAACAGCGUUUCCAACGAUGGCAGCAGUGACUACGCAGCUGUGGAUAGUAAGACUGUCCCUACCCAACACCUACAAAGUGACAUCAGUCAUAGUAUGUUCCCUCUACUACUUCCAGAUUCCGAUGAAAAGAAGGCCAAACUCGAAGUCCUAUUUACGGAGUUUGAUGAAGCCAAUAAAGGCCAUAGAAUCAAUCGCUGGCUUCUUUAUAAGCUUCAGACUUCCCCUCUGGAGGUCGAUCUCCUCGCACGAGUUUUUCUUCACGUUGUCAAUGUUUUUGACUUCAGCAAAUGGCCCACUAAUAUCCGUGAUUGGCAGCUCAGCGUGUUGUCGAUGUGGGAAAAGGACGGAGCCAAUAUACCACCUGAAGCCUUCAAAUAUACACAAACAACCAGUUUUGCAACACAUCCAUCGGCCGACUCCCCAACGGCACAACGCAACCAUAGGACGGUGAAGUCGCUGCAGAUCUCAGAUAUACCUAGUAACCCAAAAACAUCGCGGAAGAUCAGAAGCGCUCCUAGCUCAGUCGAUGCCAGGAGAAUUACGCUGAGCGGCCCUGAAGUCAGUAGUUUUAUGCUAAACUGA